AGUUCAAAAUUCUGUUCAUCGGCUCCAACCUGAGGCUGUUGUUGGCUUGUUGCAACCGCGAUAACCACGAAAACUGUUCGGACAAUAAUUUCCUCUCAUCUCCCAAAAUGAAAACCCUAAUUUUUAAAAGUCCAAUUAAAAUCAAAAUCUUAAACUCCCAAAUUUCGCCUUCAAUUUUCCCCUUCCGUGCUCCAUCACGCCAAAAUGUAAGGUUCCGUCACUUGUACCGUAGAAAAUGCUUCCAAAUCCACGGAAGCCUCAAUGUCUCUCCAGCCAAGGCUUCUUUAUCAGCUGAAUCCUCGAAUUUCGGCGGCUGGGACGAUUAUGAACUCGGUAGUUGGUCUACUAACCCCGGUGAGUCAACUCAGUUGCGUAAUUUCCUUGUUUCUAUCGGAAUUGACGAUAAGAAACUUGUCUUUAUGUUUUUAUUGGGGCUUGUUUGUGCCUUGGCGAUCUCUAGGGUUAGAGUCUCCACAAUUAUCAUAUUUCCAGCUUCUGUUUUGGUUUUUGGUAUUGGGUUUUCAGUUGGGUUUGUUAAAGGAGGGAGUUUCAAUGAGCUAAGUUUAAAUAAGAGGAGGUCAAAGGAAGAAUAUUUAAGAGUUUAUAGCGAGAAAUUGAAGAAUUUAGUGGAUUUUUUUGAUGGGUUUGAUGUUAAAGUUAAUAAUUUGAAGAAUAAUAUAAUAAGAGCUAUUGAUUCUAACAGAAUUACUAUAGGUGAUUUGGAGAAUUAUGCUAGUUUAGUGGAAUCAAUGAGGGCAUCGGCUUCAAGUGCUAGAAAUGUUGUUGAAGCUUCUAUGGAUAACGUGGGGAACUCUUAUAGAGAGAACCAGAAACCAUCAGGUAGAAAAAAGGAGGUUGGUGAAGUUGGGUUUGAGUUGUUACACUUUCUUGGGAGUUUGUUUGGUGAAAAAUUGGUAGCUUCAAAGCCUAAUAGAGUAAAAGAUGAUGUUAAGUCAGAGAGCGUGGAUUCUGAUUUAAAUAAUCAAACUCGAGGAGAUGUUUCCUUGCCUGUUCUUGAAGAUAGGGUUUUUAGUUCACCUAGUAACAGCAAAAGAGUUUUAAGUCAGGGUUUUGCUCAAGAUUCUUUGAAUAAGUCCGCUUUGAAUCAAGAUAGAGAUAGGAGGAUAGAUAUAAAUUUGGAGAACGGGAAAAUAAGGUCUGAGUUUUUGGGUGGAAGAUCUAAGAGAUUUGUUGAUAGUGAAGAGUAUAAUUAUGAGAGUAACAGAUUGCAGUUUGUGAAUACUCAUGACAUCUCUUUCAACACAAGUCAUGACAAUGAGAGUAAAAAAUGGAAAUCCAAUGAUAAUCUACUUGAUUCUGUGGAUUUAAGUGUCAGAUUGAAACAUACGAAAACUGAAGCUUCAUUUGUGCAUGAGCAGCUCCUCCAGAAAUCUAGUAUAUCUUACAGGUCUGCCUACAACCCAGAGAAGAGUGAGAAUGAGGCAUAUGGAAAAAGGCAGUGCUAUGAAGGUGAUUCCCACUUGACUAAUCACCUAUCUGCACAUGAGAAUGAGGUCAGUUCUUCUUCAUCAUCAAAGUUUGCUGAUGAUGUGCUUUUCGAUAAGUAUCUCACAGAAGCUAGUGAACUUCUGAAAGAAGCCAAAGAGUGUAUGAGGGGUACACAUGAUGAAGAGCAUGUAGAAGUCAUCUUGAAUAGGUCUGCCACGUUACUCUCUCAGGCCAUUGCAAUGAAACCCAUGAGCCUGUUGGCUGUGGGCCAGUUAGGUAACACUUAUCUUCUUCAUGGAGAAUUGAAACUACAUGUCAGUCGGGAGCUGAGAACUCUUCUUGCUAGAAAUGAUCCCAUAAUUGGUGAGAGGACACCAGGAAGAUUACUAAAUGGACUAGUUAAUCAAUUUUCGAGUAGAGAUAAAAUUGUAUCCCUCCUAGUUAGUGUUUGUGAAGAGUGUGAAGAGCUCCUUGUGAGUGCUGGCCGAAAAUAUCGGCUGGCACUAUCAAUUGAUGGAGAUGAUGUGAGAUCCCUGUAUAAUUGGGGUCUUGCUCUGUCAUUUCGUGCACAGUUGAUUGCAGACAUAGGACCGGAAGCAGCUUUUGAUGCUGACAAACUAUUCUUAGCUGCCAUUGAUAAAUUUGAUGCCAUGAUGACUAGAGGCAAUGUUCAUGCACCUGAUGCCCUCUUUAGAUGGGGAGCCAUAUUGCAGCAAAGAUCUCGCUUAAGGCCCAGUAAUAGUAAAGAGAAGGUGAAGUUGCUACAGCAGGCGAAGAGGUUUUAUGAAGAUGCACUCCAUGUGGACUCCAAAAAUCUGCAAGUAAGAGAUGCCUUAUCAUCAUGUAUAUCUGAGCUCAACUAUAAGUAUUUUUAGUCAUUACGAUAGCAGUCAUGAAAACUUCAAUGAUUCAUUCUGUCUAAACUUUCUCUGCUUGCCCUCAUUUUUUGGUGUGUUCUUUUUUCUUUCUCAUGCAAAAUACAAUGUGCAUGACUUCUUGUCAUCAUGUAAAAUAAACAAUAAUAUUGAUAAUAAGAAAAAUUUUGAAUAUACAUCUUCUAAUAAUUUUCUUGCAUACCAUGAAAUUAGCUAACUGCAGUACGUCACUAAACAUCCCAAGGGUGUCUAGGUUUAUGGACACUUGCGAUUCGCUGUUAAAUUCUGUUGACUGUAGGAAUGUCCUUAUAGGAUCCCAUGCUCCAAAUAUUUGGACCUCCUUGGAUGAUGUUCUUUUAUAUGGUUUCUCGAGUUUGAUAUCUCUUUAUUCAUUUUCAAAGAUCUGGUUAAUGUUUAUCACGCAAGAUACUACUUUAUAAUAAAAACUUAAUGGAUC
Molecule: messenger RNA, 2781 nt
Organism: Durio zibethinus
Lineage: Eukaryota; Viridiplantae; Streptophyta; Magnoliopsida; Malvales; Malvaceae
Molecular function (GO): protein binding
Source: RefSeq, a predicted model, not a curated record